Ruditapes philippinarum (Manila clam) is the source of this 1012-nucleotide messenger RNA. RefSeq lists its product as uncharacterized. Lineage: Eukaryota; Metazoa; Mollusca; Bivalvia; Venerida; Veneridae. The transcript is spliced from 7 exons. The record is from RefSeq and is a predicted model, not a curated record. Bases 29 to 1012 code for a protein of 327 amino acids.
UUCAAACAUACAUACAUUACGAUACAAUAUGGAUAAGUUUAUACUUUGUUGUUUUCUCUGGAUUUGUCCAGUUUUUGGUUCAAAUGUUAAUAUAUUGGUACCAGACAGCCUUGCUUACGGAAAAACAUGUGAAUGUGGCCGAGAUCUAACAUUACCUUGCAAGUUCAAGAAUAAAACGUUUGCCAUAGCUUGGAUGAAUCUAAACGAUAUUUCACCAAUUGCUCAGUGUGUACGUAACAGAUGUGACAUUAACCCUAAAUACAUUGAUCAAUACAAGAUAUCAUAUGAUGCGACAAAUCACAUCUUCAACUUGACAAUUAUCAAGCUAACUAUGAAAGACAAUGGAAGAAAGUUUGUGUGUUCAGACGGAACCAGUACUGAUUCACAGCUUAUUUCGGUCAAAGAUUACGAGCCUCUGAUUUUAGAAAAUACAACAACUGGGACUAUACAGGCGAUUUCUGGCUGUAUUACCAAUGUCACGAAAGUUUUGUUUAAAUGGAUAAAGAUAUAUGCACAUAACAAGCGCGAGAAAGAAAUAACCCCAAAAAUCCGAAACCCAAGUAUAACAAGUUGUUCGAAGGAUUCUGAUUGCGGGAAUGAUCAACAAAUACAGUACUCAGAGGUAAUUUCCGCCAAGGCUAGUGACAAUGGAAAUUGCUAUCUGAAAAUUGUUGCAGAUUAUGGGAACGAACAAAGAGAGUCACAUUUUACCGUUGGGAGAUACAUGAUCGCAGAUCGAGAUGAAGAAAGAAGCAAUAAUGUAUUUGUGGUUGCAGUAAUUCUAGUUAGCUUUGCACUGAUUCUUACAGCAGCUGUAUAUUUAAUUUACUUACGUCAUAAAGAAAAGUUAAUAAAUAUGUGCAAUCUGAGCACAUUCACCAAGAACGAUAAAGAAACUAGUAAAGUUAAAUGGUUUUCACAGACAAAAAUUAAUGUUCUUCAGAAAACGAGACAUAUACACAAAGUCCAAGAGAAUCUUGCCAAAAAUAUAAAGAACAAAGCGAGGGUUUGA